CGUGUCUGACAGGGGGUGUUGAAAACCUUUCAAAUGUUUUAUUGUUAAUUUACAUAGAAACAAAACAUGUUAGAAGUUAAAAUGAGAGGCGUUUAAUGUCGUUAAUAUGGCUGCCACUACCUGGAAAAACAGUUAGCUUACUGACACCCCGUAAAUAUUGCUAUUAGUGUGAUUAUGUGGGAGUUUUUAACCAUGUAGCUCAAGUUUAACCCAUACAUUUUUGUAAUGGCUGUUUUGUCCUUUCUGAUGAGUUCGUCGGCUCGUCUAGGGGUUUUCCGUACACAUUUCUGGGAGCUCGCAGUUUGCAAACGGCAAACAUGGUUGUCCCUUUCAGUUCUGCGUUUUUGCACAUCGGAAACUUCUGUUUCAUCAGCCAAUCAUUUUGGUUCUGGUACUGAGAGAUAUAAGGAUUUGCAGAAGUAUUUUAUCAAGAAACUAAAGGCAACAUAUCGCAGGUUCUCCAAUAUAUAUAAUCCCUCAAUGGUCUGUGGACAUCACCACAUGUACUUCAUUGAAGAUGAUGGGAUCUACAGAAUAGACAAAAGAGGAAAUGAACAGAAACCAGAGCUGGUGCUAGAUUUAGAGCAAGUAUCAAGAGAGCACCAUAAGACAAAGCAAAGUAAAGACAGUAAAGAGAGGAUACAGAUGUUUCAGUGGACAGUCCAGAGACUACGUCUGUCUCCGCGAGAAAAAUACCUCGCUGCAACAUUGAAAUGUAGUCACAGUCAUAGAGAAGAACUGAGAAGAUGUGUGGUUGUGAGACUUGGAGAGGAACAUUUUCCUCAUCUGGAUUCCCAACAUGUCGUAAUCACCCUGGAGAAGGUCUUAAGCUUCGAAUGGGCCACAGAUGAAGUCCUGUUUUACACAACUCUAGAAGGUCUACGUUCCAGGGAAGUGUUUCGUCUGGACCUGACGUCCAGUGGAAACAGGUUGACUCCUGUGUAUGAGGAAGCUCAGCCUGACAUGUUUGUGGAGGUUGCCCUGUCCAGAGACAGACGUGUCCUGACCAUCAACUGCAGCAGCAGGACCGGCUCAGAGGUGCUGCUAAGCAAUGUGCAAACAUCCCAUUUCGAGCCUUUUGUUGUUCAGCCUCGGAAGCCGGAGCUUCUGUACUAUGUGGAGCACUGGAGAGGAUGGCUUGUUAUCCUGGCUAAUACCGGGCCAGGACAAGAAUAUCAGGUGUUGCGGACCCCGAUCUCAGAACCAUCCAUGGCCUCUUGGGUGUCGUUGUUCAGGCCUGGUCCUGGCAUGGCUAUCAAAGACAUGGAUGUAGUUGGAGAUCACUGUGUGCUGGUUGUGAGAACACCAGCUAAUGAACUCAGUCUGACUGUGGUUCCUCUGACCCAUCCCAGGGAAACCUACACCGUGGAGCUUCCUGUCUGGGCUUGUGCCAUAGAAACCAAAAGUUCAGGUUUGGCAGACCAACAAAAUGGGUUAAAGUUCCUGAUUUCAUCACCAGUUCAUGAGCCGAUGCCCUACUGUCUGUAUCCUGAGAAUGGACUCCUUUUAUCAGAAUUUGGAAACGGGUCCACUGCAGAGAAGGAAGCCGAGUAUAUCACCACACGCUUUGAAGCCUGCAGCCAAGAUGGUACGUUGGUGCCAGUGACCCUCUUUCAUGUGGUUCCUGUAGAGGGUCUGAGACAAGCUCCUUUGCUGGUCCAUGUAUACGGAGCUUACGGCAGAGAUCUCAACAUGGAGUUCCGCCCAGAGAAAAGACUGAUGUUGGAGCAGGGCUGGGCGCUGGCCUACUGUCACAUCAGAGGUGGAGGGGAGCGCGGCCUCUCUUGGCAGAGACAAGGCCGCGUGGAAGGGAAGCAAAGGGGAGUGGACGACCUCCAAGCGUGUCUCCAUCAUCUUUUUUCCUUGGGAAUCUCUUCUCCUUCACUCACCGCCCUUACAGCCUGCAGUGCUGGAGCUGUGCCAGUUGGAGCACUGUGCAAUGGACACCCAAACAUGAUGCAGGCUGUCACACUGCAGGCUCCUUUUCUGGAUGUGUUGGGAACGAUGGAGGAUCACAGCCAGCCUCUAACUUUAGAGGACAGAGAUGAAUGGGGAGACCCGGUGGGAAACCCGGAGCACAGAGACAUCAUCAGUUCCUACUGCCCCCUUCACAACAUUACUCCAAAGCACUACCCAUCGAUCCUGCUGACAGCCUACAGUGAUGAUCCCAGGGUUCCUCUGGCAGGCGUCCUUAAAUACACUGAACGUCUGAAGACAGCCAUCCAUACGUACUCAAGUGUUAGACCAAUAUCAGACCAUAAACCUGCACCAAACAUAGUUCUGAACAUCCAACCUGGAGAAAAUCAUCUUGGACCAGAAGACUUUGAACAGAUGCUUGAAGAGGAAGCCCUCAGACUUGCAUUUCUAUACACCGAGCUGGGCCUUGACCCUCCACGAGCCCCACGCAAGCGGAGGAGAUAACAACAAGGCUGCAGGGAGGCGGUAACAAUGCUACCAUUGUAGCUCAAAUUUCUAAGAUGACACAGUGAUGCUGAAAUCUAAAACCAUACCUGUGAAAGUAAAAAUGACACAAGUAGCAAGUUCCUCUGUUAUUGUCUGCUUUAUUGUGUGACUGAAGUCUUUAUAGAAGAGAC
Molecule: messenger RNA, 2594 nt
Organism: Cololabis saira (Pacific saury)
Lineage: Eukaryota; Metazoa; Chordata; Actinopteri; Beloniformes; Belonidae
Gene: prepl
Product: prolyl endopeptidase like
Exons: 15
Coding region: 226-2421 (731 amino acids)
Biological process (GO): proteolysis
Cellular component (GO): cytoskeleton; Golgi apparatus
Molecular function (GO): serine-type endopeptidase activity
Source: RefSeq, a predicted model, not a curated record